This is a messenger RNA of Perca fluviatilis (European perch), 3972 nucleotides long. It is a transcript of the gene snap91a, whose product is annotated as synaptosome associated protein 91a. Gene Ontology annotation, molecular function: 1-phosphatidylinositol binding; phosphatidylinositol-4,5-bisphosphate binding; SNARE binding. Gene Ontology annotation, biological process: clathrin coat assembly; clathrin-dependent endocytosis; synaptic vesicle budding from presynaptic endocytic zone membrane. NCBI's taxonomy places the organism in Eukaryota, Metazoa, Chordata, Actinopteri, Perciformes, Percidae. Gene Ontology annotation, cellular component: synaptic vesicle; clathrin-coated vesicle; clathrin-coated pit. Bases 742 to 3561 code for a protein of 939 amino acids. The record is from RefSeq and is a predicted model, not a curated record. The transcript is spliced from 29 exons.
GAAUUUUAAAUCCACUAGGAACAACGCCAUCCAACGACCCGGGUUGAAGUGCGCAUCGCCGGUGUUUGCAGGCUGACGGUUGGCCGCAGCAGAGAGGAAGCACCCAGCAGGGGAGAAGGAGGAGGAAGAACCGCUGUAGCCUACUAGAUGGUGGGGGGGAUGAUGAUGAUGAUGAUGAUGCCAUCCAGGACCUGAUGUUCCCCUGCACGCCCCGCUGAAACACAAGGACUGUCGGACGGGUGGUGGUGAGGAUUAUCCAGGAGGCUGGAGGAAGGAAGACAGGGAGGGGGGAGGCAGCAACGAUCAUCAUCCGGAGGGGAGCGUUUUGUCAGACCGACAUAAGGCGGAACAGUAAUAAACUGAUCGAAAAUAAAAGGAAAAGCCCAAAAACCUGGAGAAGGAUUUUGCAGUUGAAUAUUUCAGCUUAUAGACUGUAAUGUUUAAAGGAUACUGGUCUCCAGGGAGGCGAGUCAGUUCAUGAUUGUUCCAGAAACGCAUGCCGAGCCAACAAAACUGACUGGGGAUCAGCCGAUUCCAGUAUUGUUAUGCAACUCAAAUCAUUUGCAAUUCUAUAGAAAGUGUCCUAUAUCUUUGCCAGUGCUGUGUUUCUGUGGUGCUUUCGAGGGCAGCUGGGAUUACUGAAGCGGGUCGUUCGUUUCGGUGUGUGAGUGUGUGUAGGGGGGUGGGGGGUAGGACCAUAGUGGACGCUUGAUAGUCGAGGUUGGAUUGCACGGAGAGAAGAUGUCGGGUCAGACGCUGACGGAUCGCAUCGCCGCGGCGCAGUACAGCCUGACGGGAUCCGAGGUCGCCCGAGCUGUGUGUAAAGCCACCACACAUGAACAGACAGCUCCAAAGAAAAAGCACCUGGAAUACCUGAUCCAGGCCACCCAGGAGACCAAUGUGAAUGUCCCCCAGAUGGCCGACACGCUGAUCGAGAGGGCCGGCAACGCCAGCUGGGUGGUGGUUUUCAAAGCCCUGAUCGCCACACACCACCUCAUGGUGCAUGGCAACGAGAAAUUCUUGCAGUUCCUGUCAUCUAGAAACACCUUAUUCAACCUUGCCAACUUCCUGGACAAAACCGGCUCCCACGGAUACGACAUGUCCACGUUCAUUAGACGCUACAGCCGCUAUCUCAACGAGAAGUCCUUCGCCUACAGACAGAUGUCUUUUGACUUUGUCCGAGUCAAGAAAGGAGCGGAGGGAGUGAUGAGGACCAUGUCAGUAGAGAAGCUGUUGAAAGGAAUGCCCACCCUGCAGAGCCAGAUCGACUCACUGCUGGAUUUUGAAGUGCAUGCACAGGACCUGAACAAUGGGGUGAUAAAUGCCUGCUUUCUCCUGCUCUUCAAAGAUCUGAUCAAGUUAUAUGCCUGCUACAAUGACGGCAUCAUUAACCUGCUAGAAAAGUUUUUCCAGAUGAAGAGAAGCCAGUGUAAAGACGGGCUGGAGAUCUACAAAAGAUUCCUGACACGAAUGACUCGGGUUUCAGAAUUCUUCAAAAUUGCUGAGCAAGUGGGAAUAGACAAAAAUGACAUACCUGAACUCACCCAGGCCCCAGAAAGUCUUCUGGAGUCCCUGGAAACCCACCUGAACACGCUGGAGGGGAAGAAGCCAGAGGAUAAGUCGCCAACUAAGGAUGUGACAGCCAACAACAGCUCGCCUGCUGCUGCUGCUGUUGUUGUUGCACCGGCCAGGCACGCGCCUGCCGUUCCUGCCGGUGGGCCCCCUGCUCGCCCCGGGCCACCUGCCAAACCUCCUCCACCCUCUAUCACCCCCACCGCACCAGCCCCCACCGCCACCACUACCAGCAAUGCUCUUGAUGAUGGGUUCUUGUUGGAUCUAGACCCCAUGUCCUCCUCUUCAAGGGGCGCUACAGCCACUUCCUCCAUGACUGGAUGGGGAGAUCUCUUGGCUGAGGCAACUCCGACUGUCACGGAUGAAGCCUCUGAAGCUCUCCUAGCAGAGGGAGAGUCUGCUGAUGCUGAUGAUGCAGCGGCUGCUACUCCUGCAACUCCCGUGCCCAAAGCCGCUGUUGCUGCCGCUACCACUGCCGCUGCUGCAGCCGCACCGGCACCUGCCUCUUUGCCCAUCUCGGCUCCCGCCUCAUCCGCAGACAUAGACCUUUUCGGAGAUGCGUUUGCACCUUCCCCAGGAGACGGUCCUUCUGCCGUGGCCGCGGGCCCUGCUUCUGAUGCUUUUGGUGGAUCUGACCCCUUUGCUACGACGGAGGGGAGUGGGGACAUUGCUCCAGAGCUGGACCUGUUCGCUAUGAGGCCCACCGACACGGGGGCCACCGCCGCAACCCCUCCCACCUCUAGUGAGGCGCCGACCAUCGUCGUCCCCAUCGCUGCCCCCGCUGCCCUCACCCCUUCUUCCACCACCACCACCGACACCACCACCACAGAGUCUACAGCCGCUCCGACUCUAGAUAUCUUUGGUGAUAUGUUUGAUUCUAUGCCUGAGCAAAGCCCUACCACAGAAUCCAAAGCUGCUACCACUCCUAGCGUAGACCUUUUUGGUUCAGACCUCCCUGCUGUUUCACGCGGGCCCUCUCCUUUGCCCGAGCCGGCUCCGGUUGGAGACAUCGUGACCGACUCAUUUACAUCUCCUGCUGCUGCUGCUGCUGCAGCUCCCACCCCAGAGGCCCCCUCUCCACCCAAAGCAGAGCCGGAACCGGUCAUUGACCUGCUGGACUCCUUCGGCGGUUCUGUGGAGGAGACGCAGAGCUCUGCUCCUGGAGGGCCUGGGGACGAUCUGCUGGGAGGCCUGAUGUCCCCCACCCUGGCUCCGACUGCUGCCCCAGCUCUAGUUCCAGCCUUUGCUCCUGUGCAAAACAACCUCCUGGAGUCGGGCUUUGACGCUCUGGGCUCCCUUACCUCUCCAGCACCGCCUAUACCUGCUGCAGUACCGAUAGUACCAUCUCUACCAGAACCUGCAACCACCACACCGGCGCCCUCUGGUGGCUUUGAUGCUUCAAUGUUGAUGGAUGGAUUAGGCGACUUGCUGAUGCCCGCCAUAACGCCCCAGAGUACCGGGGGCAGCACUGCUGGAAGCACAGCAGGAAGCAUGGGAACUCCCGUCGCAGCGGGAGGCAUUGCAGCCGCCACCCCACCUCUUACCAAAACCGUAGGGGGAGACCUGGACUCGUCACUGGCCAACCUGAUUGGAGACCUUGGAGUAAAGAAAAAGGACCCACAGAGUGAGAAGAAGCUGACAGGAGGCGCCAACUGGAUGCCACAUGUAGUUCCCACAAGCUGGGCUACACCAGGAGCCCCCAUGGCUGGUGCCACCCCCGGAGCUCCUGGGGCACCCGGAGCAGCCAUGGUACCACCAAUGAGCGCACAGUCCGGCUUUGGCAUGCCUCCUGCAGGAGGGCCUGGAGCUCCCUUGAUGCAGCCCCUAAUGGGACAGCCUAUGAUGGGACAGCCCAUGAUGAGACCUCCCUUCAGUGGGGUGGCUGGAGCCGCUGCACCAGGAGCACCGAUUCCUCCAGGACCUGCAAGCCAGAGCCCCAAGAAGCCCAAGGACCCUUUGGCAGAACUCGACCUCAAAGACUUCUUAUAACGCCCCAGCUGCUUUCUUCUCUGGAGCAGGGCCCUCGCACCUUUUACUUGGUGUCUGUCAACAUCUCAGGAUGUUCAGCUUAUUCAACCCAAUAAGAGCCUCUUAUCUCCACCCGCCCAUCAACACCCCACCCGUCUCCUGUGUGAUGUCGUAGCAGAAACUGUGAAAGUGAACCAUAGCGGAUUAUAUAUAUAUAUAUAUAUAUAUAUAUAUAUAUAUAUAAAUAUAUAUAUAUAUAUAUGAGAAGAAAAAUACAAGUGUGUGCUUAUGUAGAUGUACUAACUUUUUGUCUAAACAAAAUGACUCAAAACCCUGAGAAAAAAACAGUUAAGUGAAAGAAAGUGAAGGGUCAGUGUAACGCUUAUCAGUUCAAUUUUCUAAGCACAAACGGACAUUUGGAAAAACAGAAAA